Molecule: messenger RNA, 3176 nt
Organism: Hermetia illucens (black soldier fly)
Lineage: Eukaryota; Metazoa; Arthropoda; Insecta; Diptera; Stratiomyidae
Gene: CrebB
Product: cyclic AMP response element-binding protein B
Exons: 6
Coding region: 920-1738 (272 amino acids)
Biological process (GO): regulation of transcription by RNA polymerase II
Cellular component (GO): transcription regulator complex; nucleus
Molecular function (GO): RNA polymerase II cis-regulatory region sequence-specific DNA binding; protein binding; DNA-binding transcription factor activity, RNA polymerase II-specific
Source: RefSeq, a predicted model, not a curated record
GAGUUCUCUCUCAGUUUGAAUUUGUAAUCGCCAUCGUGUAAUUGGUGUUCUGUUAUCACAUCGUCGUUGCCCACCGGGUGGAAAGAAAUCGAGUGAUAUCAGAGGAACGAAUCUAUAAAACGUAACUGACAGAAAAUUAAGAGAAAACGACGACUGAUCGAGAGAGAGCGGACGAGCGGAAAGUGUAUGCCGAGUGGAGUGCGGUCGCGAAAUCGGAAUCCAGCCGAACGGGGCGAAGUGGAUCGAAGACGACGGGUGUGAAGUGGAGAAGUAAAAAAAGAAUUUUUGACGUGGCUUUUUACGUAUUUCGGUCUCGGGCCCGAUUUGAUUGUAAUUCCAUCAUCGUCGUCAUCACAUCAUCGCAACGAGAAUAUUUUGUUAGUGGAUUUUUCGCGAUUUUCGCUACUUUGCAGCGGGCGCGUUACAUCCGCAAUUGACAUUUCACCUCUUGGCCGGAAAUCUUGGGAAAUUUACCGAAGGCGCGAUGAGCCUAUAAUUUGUCGAAAAUAAUCCACUUUGUGCGGGAACUGACGGUCUAGCGCCGUUCGAAGUUCGUCACGGUGAACUCUCAUUAUCUCGUCACCGACCAUAAUAAAAAAGUAAACACGACAAAAGUUCCGUCGAGACGAGGCGAGGAAAUAGUCGGCGCGCAAAGGUUCUCCCUUGUCGUUACGUAGACGUUUUCAUCUUGACGUUUUCCGCAUUGUGGAUGGUGUUGGAAGGAAAGCGUUUCGGAGAUAAAGCCAGAUCCUGAUAACCCAUCGAAGCCAAACGGAAGGCUAUUGGCGGAUUCGAUCCGCAUCAUUAUACGAAUCAAGUUAAGAUAAAAUAGGAGGAUAAGUCUUCAAAAAUUUCUUAUCAAAAUCGGAUAACAAUCGGAUACGGUGGAAGUGGCGGUGCUGUUUUAAAUUUAAAGAAAAUGGAUAGCAUAGUGGAAGAAAAUGGAAAUAGCAGUUUAGAUCCACUCAACGAUUCGUCCGGACAGCAAACGGUCAACGAUGGAGGGCCACAACAGAAUUCGACGCAAACAAAUACAGUGCUUACAACAGGCGCUAAUAUCGUCCACUUUUUACCAGCACCGAAUAUUCCAGCUCAAUCUGUAAUACAGGCGAAUCAGUCAUCAGUGAUACAAACAGCAAACACGCAUCCAGGGGCAACACUACCCAAGGGAGGCGUUGUCUAUCUCAACAAACAAAACACAGUUAUCCAUUCAGCCGGUGGCAAUACGCUGCAAGUCCACAUAAAACCAGAACCACAACAACAACACACCAUCGAUACAAAUAGUGAAGAAAGCUUAACAGACGAUGAUUCUCCGAAAAGGCGAAGAGAACUUACAAGGCGGCCGUCUUAUCAUAAAAUUCUCAAAGAAAUUAGUGGACCAGAUAUAGCAGCUACAACGCUGCAAAUUGCCAAUAUGAAUAGUGGUAAUGAUAGUGGCCCUGGUCACACUAUCUCUGGACCUGGCGUGGGUGGUACUACAGUUUUUCAAAUAACGACACCUGGUCAGGAAGCAACUUUUUAUGUACCUGCUCUGGGACCUUCACCCGAAGAUCAAUCGCGUAAACGUGAAAUUCGAUUGCAAAAGAAUCGAGAAGCUGCACGUGAAUGUCGACGUAAAAAGAAGGAGUAUAUUAAGUGCCUGGAAAAUCGGGUUGCGGUGCUAGAAAACCAAAAUAAAGCUCUUAUUGAGGAAUUAAAAGCACUUAAGGAAUUAUAUUGUCAACAGAAAAACGAUUGAGACAGGCCUAACCCGAAAACAUUGGAUUAGUCUACUUUAUGAAUACCAGUAAGAAAGAAUGAAAUCAUUUUUAAGAUUGUUGUUUUAGUUUUUUAUUUUAAAACAGUGUCCCAUUAUUUAUUUACAUUUUAUUCCCAAUUGGCAAUAUUUUGAUAGUAAAGUUAAUAUUCAAAACGGGGUCUUAUUGCUUUCGUAUAAAAUUAAUUUGUGGCUUACAUCCAAAAACUGUGUAAAAAAAAAGUCAGAAUAUACAAGACAACCUUCUGUCCUGUCGUUAUUGAUUAUAUGAGAAUCGUUAUUAUUCAAUUUGCGAACAUGGAAGGAGGAACAUAUCCUGUUCAGAUUCGUUGAUACAUAUAAUUUAGAGAACAGAAUUUGGCGCAUGAAGAUUGCUGAUACAUAUUCCAAAUAUCGCAAUGCCUUUACUCUAAAUUGUUUUUUGUAAAGGAAGCGAGCGGGACUUUCUUCCGAAUCAUCCCACGAAUUGCUUUGUACAUAGAUAAUUCCUGGUAGUUUAAUUAAAAAAAUGGUGUCAAAUGGAAGUUAUUUGCUGUGAUGUUGCAUUUUUAAAUAAUUUUGAACCUAUAGUAAUGCAAACGCAUGAAUGAUUAUUGGUUGACAUUUGUGGGUGUUGCUUGAUUGUCAAAUUCGACAGAAAAGGGGUUUUAGACUCAGAAUUCAUUCAAUUGAAUUCCAUGACCUCUAUAAUUAAGAGCACUGCCCGGCAUCUUAUUGAAGAGUGCUCUUAUCUGAUAAAUAUGUUGAUACAUAUUCUGCAAGUUUGGAAAAUCUCAUAUCAUGCAUGAUUUCCGCAACUGAAUAUAUCAAACUUUUCGCAUAGUGUAUGCAAAUUGAUAUGAAUCUUUUUAACUAGUUUUUUAACCAGAGAGAUAUUUUUGGUUUUUCUCAAAGCACAUGAAAAUUUGUUUUAAUAGAAAAACGAAAACACGACUUUAUUAAAUGAUUCAUUCAAAAAUACUUAAAAAUUUAUCUUUGGAACGAUACUUCUUUUCUGAAGAGGUAACACACAAGAUAAAGAUACAAUUGCUGGUAAUUCAAUCUGAAAGUAUAAUUUGUCUUUGUAAAUAUUAAAAGAGCAAAAAUUUAAAAAAUGAGAAAAUAUGAUUAGAAUGUGUACAUGUAGUUAAAGCUAUCUUCAUUAUAAUUAAUAUAAAUUUAGUAAAUAUAAUGGUAAUUAAAUGCGAGCAAAAUUUUCUAUAUACGAAUAUAUAAAUUUGAAGUACAUAAAAUAUUAUAUGUAUAAACUUGUAAAAACAACUUAAAAAUAAUAUUGUGGUAAAUAAUUUAAAUGUACAUGAUGUUAUGUAAACCGAUAGGUGUUAGAUCGGGUUUACAUGUGUUGAUGACUAUUAUAUUUAGGUAAAACAGAGAAGGAAUAUUAUAAUAAAUAUUACGUUGCAUAUUUUUAAGUUAAUUA